CUCACAGCGAUUCUUAUUUUAAUCUUAUACUUCAGUACUAUAUGGAUAGACUGCAGGGCUAAUGUAAAAUUAACCUGAUUUUGCUCGGCUAAUGAAUACUUAUUUGUUAUUGCAUUGUUCUAGAUGAAUGUCUUUAAAAAGGGCAGUUGGUCCAGUAAUUUCAAGGUGCACCAGGUGUGUACCAUGUUACCAUUAUAACACAGCACAGAAUAAGAACAUGGAGGACAGCCUAAGAAAAAUUGUAUCACCAAGUUAUCAGUUAACCUUCAAUGGUUAUGGUCAGAUAGUACUUGGUACACCUCCACAGUCCCUAAAUGAUAGUGAAAGACACACCUGUGAUAUUACACAAAUAGACCAAGUACACUACCCCAGCCAAGGUUCAGGGAUUGACAUGACAGCCCUACGAAAUGUGCAGCCAAACAGGGCAUGCUGGAUGCAUCCACAAAGCAGUGACCAAAUAAAGAUGGGUGCUCCAAGGCAGAAUUGGUCAAAUAACUGUGGAGUGUUUGUGUUGAUGUACACACUCUAUGUUGUAAUGGGAGGCAUCCUUGAUUUUGCUGAGUCUGACAUGGCUGCAGUAAGGAGAUGGUGGUGCUUGCUCCUGCUAACAAAUUAUCCUGUGAAAUCAGAUGCUGAAAGAAAGCUACUCAGAAAAAGGCGCAAAGAAAUGAAAACGGGUAUAACUUUAACUAAAAUAGGAGAAUUGGAAAAGGAAGUAGAAGCUGAUUACAUAAGUAAGCAGAUGCCACUUGAGAUCCUGAGACAUAUCCUCUUGAAUGUGGUCAAAGAAGAUGGAGAUGUGGCCUUCUUCAGACUGUCUCUGACAUGCUGGCUUUUCCAUGAUGAUGUUUGUGACGCAUCAUUCAGAAAAGACGCUCAUUUAGCCUGGCUUGACAGUGUUGUCAACUGGAGUGCAUACUCCAGUGACUACAAGGAGAUGUACCGAGUGCCAUAUAAAGUGACCAGUUGCCUUUGCUGUGGGACUUAUUUAAAGACUUCGCGCCAGGCUAUAUUGGAGAUGGAAGGAAAGGAAUCCUUCGUGCAUUUUACUUGACCAAAGAGUUUGAAGGUUACUGCUUCAUCUGUGACGGCAAUCACUAUAGCCCCAAGGACAACGAUUUAUAAAGUUAAAUAUGAAUUGUCACUUGAGUGACAAUUGCUUGAUCUGACUGCUGUGUUUGUAUAUUGAACUUAAAUUCAGGGUUUGUUUUCUUUUAUUAUUAUUUUUUUAAUAAAUGUACUUGCAUGUCUUGCAGACACUGAACAGCAAAUUAAGAGGAAUCUUAUGUACAGAUCACUGUU
Molecule: messenger RNA, 1302 nt
Organism: Cyprinus carpio (common carp)
Lineage: Eukaryota; Metazoa; Chordata; Actinopteri; Cypriniformes; Cyprinidae
Exons: 10
Coding region: 128-1054 (308 amino acids)
Molecular function (GO): protein binding
Source: RefSeq, a predicted model, not a curated record